CCAAAACGGUUUAUUUGAAGUGAUGAUGCAUCUAGGCAUCAUCAAAUCUCCGUACUCCAAUAGACCAUAACGAUAAACUUACAUUUUAUCAGUCACAGUCGGGAUAUGAUUGUAUGACGCUUGAGGACCCGGUGAGACCGCGGGGAUUUCUGGGACAGGUGGGGAUGUUUCCAUCAUGGCGGCAUCCAUUUCGGGUUAUACUUUUAGUUCUGUGUGUUAUCACAGCGCUAACAGCAACUCCGACCAUGAGGGAUUUUUAUUGGGAGAGGUGAGGCAGGAAGAGACCUUCAGCAUCAGUGAUUCACAGAUAAGCAACACUGAAUUCCUUCAAGUAGUAGAAAUACAUAAUCAUGAACCAUGUGCACAUCUCUUUAGCUUUUAUGAUUAUGCGGGAAAGGUGAAUGAGGAGAAUCUCAACAGAAUUCUGAAGGACCGAAGGAAAAAUGUGAUUGGCUGGUACCGGUUCCGUCGGAACACCCAACAGCAGAUGUCGUUCAGGGAGCAGGUGCUCCACAAGCAGCUGACCACUAUCCUUGGUGUGCCUGACCUUGUCUUCCUCCUCUUCAGCUUCAUCUCCACGGCCAACAGCUCCACACACGCGCUGGAGUAUGUGCUCUUUAGGCCCAACCGCAGGUAUAAUCAGAGAGUGUCCCUCAGUAUACCCAAUCUGGGCAACACCAGCCAGCAGGAGUACAAGGUGUCCUCAGUCCCCAACACGUCCCAAAACUACGCCAAGGUCAUCAAAGAGCACGGGGCCGAGUUCUUUGAUAAAGAUGGCGUGAUGAAGGACAUCCGCACUAUUUACCAGGUCUACAGCGCACUGCAGGAGAAAGUCCAGGCAGUGUGUGGAGAAGUGGACAAAAGUGAACGUGUGAAGGAAAAACUCCAGGAGGAAACAAACAAGCUAAAGCAGCAGAUCACCCUCAGGAAACGUAAGACUGCAGAAGAAGAAAGGAGAUUACAGGAGGCAGACACUGCAGACCAGCGCUCCUCUCCUGAGAGCUCCACAGCACUGUCGGACGCUGCGUCUCCCUCUCCCCGAGCACCUGCUCCACCACUGCUUCCACCACUCUCCUCUCGCCUGGCCUUCCAGCAGACGCCCCCUUCCUCUGCUGACCGAGGGGGAGCGUCCGCUCCUCUCGGGGGCCUCCCUGCCGCGGCCGGUGCCUCGUCAGCUGGUGUGGCCGGCGCGGGCGCCUCGGCCUACAUGGGCGUGCUAGGCCAGGACCCGACCAGAGCCUUGCUGCUGCCGCGGCCUCAGGCGGUGGGCUCGCCGGGCCACCCGUCGCCCAGCCUGGGCCUCGGCAAUGGCGAUGGCUCCAGCUCUGACUCCCUGGACCGGCAGGCGGCAGGACAGGAGGGGGACGACGAGGACGAGGAUGAGGACGAGGACGAGGACAGUAGCGAGUACGAGAACCUGGUCAGCGUGACGACAGCGACGGCGGCGGUCACAGCAGGAGCGGGCGCGGCAGCCACUUCGCCGCUGUCGGCAGAGGUACUGGCCAUGGGGCGGCCGGCAGCACUGAGGCCAGACGGAGACGCACAGGGCUCCUCGACGUCUUAG
This is a messenger RNA of Alosa sapidissima (American shad), 1564 nucleotides long. It is a transcript of the gene abraxas2, whose product is annotated as abraxas 2, BRISC complex subunit. Gene Ontology annotation, biological process: mitotic spindle assembly; attachment of spindle microtubules to kinetochore; protein K63-linked deubiquitination. The record is from RefSeq and is a predicted model, not a curated record. The transcript is spliced from 9 exons. Gene Ontology annotation, cellular component: nucleus. Gene Ontology annotation, molecular function: polyubiquitin modification-dependent protein binding; microtubule binding. The coding region runs from base 176 to 1564 and encodes 462 amino acids. NCBI's taxonomy places the organism in Eukaryota, Metazoa, Chordata, Actinopteri, Clupeiformes, Clupeidae.